Molecule: messenger RNA, 2626 nt
Organism: Mya arenaria
Lineage: Eukaryota; Metazoa; Mollusca; Bivalvia; Myida; Myidae
Exons: 6
Coding region: 6-1235 (409 amino acids)
Source: RefSeq, a predicted model, not a curated record
GUUUGAUGCAUGUAAAUAUAAUAACUCAUUCAAUAUCAAGGGUUGGAACGGUAGAAAAAGUAAUAAAGUUGAACACAUGGCUAGUUUAUCAUCAACAAGUGCGUUUGACGUCACCGAUCAAUGGACCUGUAAAGAUGGAAGAUAUAUUCGUCCAAGCGACAAGACACCCAAGAGUGCCUGAGAGAAAACUAAAAAGAUAUGGCGCUUCGAUCAAGAUUUUAAAGGAUAUAAAAUCGUUGUGUCAGAGGUCCCAACAACCGGAAGUUAUACUUCUUGUCGGUGACGUCGGUGCAGGCAAAAGCUCCUUAGUCAACACUAUUAUUCAAGCACUGACUGAACAACAUCUUCCGAGGGCGAAAACUGGCAAAGGUGGCACACGCACCAAAACCAUCACACUCCAAAGGUUUUACCACUGCGGAGUCAACGAAAACGACCUACAAGAUGGCCACGAGUUGGAAGGCUUAACUGACAUGCUUCCAACACUUACUGACUUUGCCGGCAAUUCAAACUGUCAUGAAGAAUUUCUUGAAAUUUUAUUUCUUAUUCUUGGCGGAUACAUUCCAACCGGCACUUCAAUCAAUUAUCUCGAGGAAUAUCAGAGAAAAUUCGGCGUUGGAAAACUGUCUCGGAAGUUCAACGCAAGCGACCCUGCACUAGAAGUGACAAAAAUUGUCUUUGUGAUAGACGCUCAAUCCUCCUCGUUGCCUUAUGCGCUUAUUGAUGGCAUACAACGUGCCAUCCAACAACACACUGCAGAUGGACAACUGAAGUAUCACUGUGAUCUUUUUGUCGUUUUGACGAAAAUGGAUGUCACAGAUCAAGAAACAAAACUUGAUUCAACUGCGUCGGUUAGAGAGUCAAAUGCGUCGCGUGAAAAGAGAGAACGCGAGCUUGCUGAAAUGCUUACCAUCGAGGGAGCCCUUAACGACAACCUCUUCCGGUGGAUCAAUUACAAUGACAACAUAACGGAGCAAAAUCCCGAGAUUGACAUCAUAGCCCUUACGUUUUUGAAAACCAUGAUGCAACAAAGACUGACAGAUGCCCAAUCAAGCGUAAAACCCAAAGCACUGUUACCCAAAGAGUUGAUUCAAAUGAGAGUUGCAAAAAUGUGGGAUGAUGCCUUGAUAUACGGCUGUAGAAAUUGGAAUAGUCUCGAGAAACAAACACAACUCAUAGUGUUGGCGGUUCUGGGAGGGUUUUUUAUCAUCUUCCUCCUAAGCCGUUCUUAUGCAUGAUUUCUUAUGAUGGAAAAGAAGUGACAAUGUGGUAUAUCUGGCUUGACGUUCAAUGAGUUUGUUUAUAACUUUGACAUUAUCUUAUAAAACAAUGUUUUUUUCCAACAGUUCGAUUCGGCAUUGUUUACACAAUUGUAAUAAAUUGAAUUCGAGGCUGGGACACAGUCGACAGCUAAGCGUUAGACGGUUGCAACUCCUUAUACAUAUAAAAGGAGUUACUACUAUCUUGCGCAAUGAUUACGGUAAAUUCAAUUAAAGUUGCAAGCCAUUUUUUCCAUAUAGUUUAACAAAAUGAUCAGUUAUACUAUGUAACCAUAACAUAUUAUCAACAGUUCCGAUCAGCUUUCUUUCUGUAUAGAUUUCACAGCCUAUUGGUGUGGAUUUAAAAAAAAAAAAUACCUUGUUCAGAUCUCGUUGUCGUAAAACCAUUUUACGACAACUGGAGUGUUAAUGUUACAAAUUUUCAUAUGAAGGAAUAAAAUCCUAAUUAAAUAUUUUUCUAUAGCAUUCACACAUCCAUUAUUAAUAAAUUAAAAUGAUUUGUUUUAAUCAAGGUCCUAUUGAUAUAAGAUAUUUUUUAUAUUCCAUGUCAAAUUAACAAUAACUUGUACAAGUACGUUUCGAUCAUUGACUUUACCAAAGCAUUUGAUUACGUCGUUAAAGAUAACAUAUUUUAUAUAUUAAUCAAACUUUUAGAAGAGGAAACAUCAGGUUCAAUAAAUGUAUGAAUAUGUUAUAUCAGGGGUAAGAAAUAGAUGACUUCCCUAGUAUACUUGGUGUUAGACAGAGUGAGUUUUUGUCACCUUUCUUAUUUUGUAUAUAUUGAAAUGAUAUAGAAGGAUAUUUUACGCUUAAUAUCUUCGAGGAUGUGCAAUUGAAAAUGUUUCUCUUAUUGUAUGUUGAUGAUAUAGUUAUUCCAUGAGAAUCUAUAAGUGACGUUAAGCUCCUUUGGUUGAGUUAAAACAAUAUGCCUGAAUUCACGUGUGCUCAUUCAGUAUUAUGGAAGUGUCGCUUCGUUGCAGACAAAUAUUUUUCUAUUAUGUGUGUAUGACCUAUUAUUUUGCUGAAUAAAAUAGUAUUACAUCCAUUACUGCACACUUGUGAAGUGUUUGUUUAACACUCUCUUAAGGUUUUCUUAACCAGAACCAAUCUGCAUUGUUACGCAUUGAUAUAAAUCGAGGGUCCUAUUAAGUAGUGUGCAUGUGUUUGUUAGUCCAUACUUAAGUCACAACAAUCCUUGUUUUUGUUUGUUGAAGAUGUGGUCAUUUCAAUAGUGUUAUGUAAUCGGCAUAUACAUGUAAAUAGUGCUGUUUUCUCGUGCCUGUCUUGUAUGCUUGACUGCUGUUCACUUUUGUCUUCUUAUUGUGCUUCGAAAUAAAAUCAUUGAUAUA